AAAGAGACGAAAUCCAAGAACAAUUAAUUAAGGCUGAAAACCAGUUAAGCGAACUAAAACUUGCCAACCAGCAGUUAACCAGUGAUAAGCAAGCAUUAACCGAGCAAAUCACGAAACUUACCAGCCAAUUUGCCGUCUUAACUGCCGAAUUAGCAACUAAUAAAGAGCGGAAUGAGGAAACCCGAGAACAAAUUGACAAGUUAAAUAAUGACCUAACUACCGAAAGAGAAAACACCCAAAACUUAAUCAAGCAAAUCCAACGACUAACCGAACAACGAGACAUUUUUCAACACCGAUAUCAAGGACAGAAAGACCAGUUAACGAUUACCGAGCAGGAAUUAGCCACUAUCACCAAAAACCACGCUAAUUGUCCCACUCCGACAGAAAUAGAACAAGCCCAACAUGAUUUUGACUUACUAAUUAGCGAGAAAAACAAUUUAGCCACCGAACUAACUACCGCGACUAAUGAUUUAACCAACGAAAAAUCCCUCAAACAAAAACAUUUAAAAAAUUACCGAAUUACUU
Messenger RNA from Funneliformis geosporum, 525 nucleotides. The record is from the annotation of a GenBank genome assembly. Lineage: Eukaryota; Fungi; Glomeromycota; Glomeromycetes; Glomerales; Glomeraceae.